This is a messenger RNA of Paramormyrops kingsleyae, 4937 nucleotides long. The record is from RefSeq and is a predicted model, not a curated record. Lineage: Eukaryota; Metazoa; Chordata; Actinopteri; Osteoglossiformes; Mormyridae.
GCUUGUGAGCGCAGCAAAGCUGGCAGUGCCCCAGAACAGAAAUGCAGUGGGAACGCGUGCUCCAUUCAUUGAGACAGAAAGACAAACGCAACUGGUUCUCCAUAUUGUUUUAUUUUUAAGUUUGUUUAUUCGCUUAAAUAAAACGAAACCAUAGAAUGAUCACGAUGAACAAAAACUAAAGGGCAGGGUUGCCAACUUCGGUCAGCUGGCUGGCGUGAGAUUUUCAAUUCGAGACAAGUCUGCACACGUAUUUACAUGCAUGUUUUAUUGUCUUGUAAAUAGUAUGUAGGGUUUGCAAACUACUCCAUCGUUAAUUUUAGGUUUAUAAUGGAGUAGUAUAAAAAUGCCGUAUAAGAUAUCUUGCUUGAGCGUGAGAAUCUGAAAGCGUGAGCGUUGGCAACCCUGCUAAAAAGCACGAGAUAAAAUUUGAAAAGCUUCUAAAUUUCAAAAGCGCUGUAAUUAGUAUGUAGCCAAUCUGACAGCGAUCACUUCGAUUUUGUUUAAUAUUCACCUGACCCCCAGUGGGUUAACAUUCUGAUACAUUAUUUAUACUUGAACAGAUACAGUAAACAAGUCGAACUACGAUAAGCGAAGCUUAAACACAGGCUUUCGCACGCAAGCUGGUGUGUGGCGCCCUCAGUUUUAUUCAUGGUGGUGUUAUUAUAGGACGCAGCCGACAGCUGGGAAAGGGGAGGGAGGCGAGCCGCGGAUUUGACUAACGGAUUUGUUUCGAUAUUUCUCAGUUUCUCUUCUACAUCUCGGUUUUAUUCACUUUAUAAAAAAAAAACAGCAGUCUGAGUCUGCCUGCACAGAUCGGGUACAGCAUACGGUCAUGCGGCUCCGUGAUCGAGCGAAACACUCAGUGGGAAGAGAUGCAGGACUUUAUUAAAGUGGUACCAUGCCUUACCAGCGGCGUAAACUCAUGAGGCUUAAGGGAGGCGACUGAAUCAGUGAAGAGGGGGGCGGGGGACAAAAAGUAUGCUGCCGCGACAAGCAUGUGCUGAAGGGAACCGAAACGGUAGCGGGAUGAAGGCGAUGAUGAGGAAGAGGGAAGCGCGGCUCGCCCUUCGCCUCGGAUGCUGCGCAGUGGCGCUCCUCGCUUUCGUCGGCUUCGCCCAACUUCUGCAAAGGACACAUUCUCGGAGCUCCAGAUGGGCCGCACGCAGGCUGCUGCAGGAGGCCGAGGAGAACUGUACCCACCGGCCCCGGGAUGCUCUUAACACCUGUGCUGGUUUCGCCCUCCCACCAGUCGAGUUUCCGGACGACGUCUUCACCACGGAGGAGCGCCGGCGAGGUGCCAUGUUGCUGCACGUCUUCUGUGCCGUCUACAUGUUCUACGCUCUCGCCAUCAUCUGUGACGAAUACUUCGUCCCUUCUCUCGAAAAGAUAUCCGAGAACUUGCAGCUAAGUCAGGAUGUGGCAGGGGCUACAUUCAUGGCAGCUGGAAGCUCCGCCCCUGAACUCUUUACAUCUCUGAUUGGGGUGUUCAUCACCAAAGGGGACGUGGGAGUUGGGACCAUCAUCGGCUCGGCCGUCUUCAACAUCCUGGUCAUCAUCGGGAUCUGCGGCGUCUUCACGUACCGGACCAUCUCCCUGACUUGGUGGCCCCUGUUCCGGGACUCCCUCUUCUACUUAUUCUCAGUGGUAGCCCUCAUCCUGGUGGUCUAUGACGGGAGGGUGGUCUGGUGGGAAUCUGUGCUGCUGGUCACCAUGUAUGGCUUCUACAUCCUCAUCAUGAAGUUCAACAGCAGGAUCUUUGGGAUCGCGGAGCAGCACUGCGGGAGACCCGGCUCGUCCUGCGGGGGGAGCGACCUGCAGGAUGAUGGCGUGACAGCCGACAGGGGGGCCAACGGCGACUUCUCCUCCAUCCUGCUGAGGAAAGCAGGGGGCGAGUCGGCGGCCGAGGCCCCUGUGGUGAUGGUGGACGAGCUCCUUAGAGCACACCCCCGGCAGAUCUCCUUCUCCGAGGCCAGCAUGCGUGUGAUGAUCACAGGCCACUUCUGCCCGCGCACCCGCCUGGUCAUGGCCAGCCGCCUACUCAUCAAUGAGAGGCAGCGGCUGUCCCGGAACUCUGCGACCGGCAAUGGGGGGGUCGUCGCAGCCAAGGGUGUAAACCAGGGGGGCGGAGGCGGCAGCCUCCCAGAGGCCGCGAGGCAGCCUCCAGAAGAGGCAGGGGAUGCGGAGAGGGCCCAGAGCAGAUCGAAGGAGGAGUUGGUUGCCGAGGGCAAUGGAGGGCCUGUGGAGGCAGAGGAACAUGAUGAACAAGAGGAACUGUUCAGCCCCUUUAAGAUUCCCAGAGGGCGCUGUGAUUGCAUAAAGUGGCUGGUAUCCUGGCCCCUCAGGCUGCUGCUCUACUGCACUGUGCCCAACUGCGUGGUCCCGCGAUGGCGCCGCUGGUUCAUGGUCACCUUCGUGACCUCCACGCUGUGGAUCGCAGUCUUCUCCUACCUCAUGGUGUGGAUGGUCACCAUCAUCAGUCUCACACUCGACAUCCCCGACUUCAUUAUGGGCAUCACCUUCCUGGCCGCCGGCACAAGCGUGCCCGACUGCAUGGCCAGCCUCAUAGUCGCCCGCCAAGGCCUGGGGGACAUGGCAGUGUCCAACUCUAUAGGAAGCAACAUCUUCGACAUUCUCCUGGGGCUGGGCUUUCCCUGGGUAUUACGCACCCUGGUGGUAGAUUAUGGAACAGCAGUUUCCAUCAAGAACAAGGGGUUGGUAUACUCCGUCAUCCUCCUCCUGGCGUCUGUCUUUCUUACGGUGUCAAGUGUCCAUCUGAACCACUGGAAGCUGGACCGCCGCCUAGGCUUUGGCUUGCUCUUCCUCUACGCCAUCUUCAUCCUUUGCUCCAUCAUCCUGAACGUACAGUUAUGACGUGGCGAUCGGGACGGCGUCAAGGAACGGAGCCCCGUUCCCAACAUAUAGGGGGCGUCUGUGCUCAUACGGACGCAUCGGCAUGGACACAACCGGGACCCAGCAUCUCUGUGUCACCUCAUGAGAGCAGACUGACCUGGAGCGGCUACCAAAAGACGCUCCAGCGGGCCAGCAGGCUGGUCUGGGCUGCUGUGGCUGAAUGUGGGGCAGGUUCUGGUCCUUCGACCCCAAUGAGAUUUUUUCAGUCUGACAUCACAUUGUGGCAGGAAUCCUUAAUAAGAGGAUCAUGAAGAAAUUUUUAUGUUUCAGACACUUACCUCAACUCAAUAAUGGCUGACAGUUUAGGUCAGACUGCUUACGAACAUGGGCGCCGGUAGGUCCAAUCACUUGGGGCUAUUGCCCCAAGAAUUUUAGCCCCAAUGCCAACAAAAAAAGUCAAACCCCGUGUAAACUUGACUUAGUCCCUGAUGUGUUCAAUAGAAACGCCCCUGCUGAUGAAUAUUACCAGAGGUGGGUAGUUCAGGUCCAAAAAGUAAAAAUCCAGACCAGGAUUUCGUUUCAACCAACCAGUUGAGUAAUCUGUGACUGUGACUCUUUAUACUGGUUGGUUGAAACAAAAUCUUGGUCUGGAUUUUUAAUUUCUGGGCCUGAACUAUUCACUUCUGAAUAUUACAGUAUACAAAGUAUUACAAACUAAACAAGCAAAACCCUUACACCCAUUAUAAUCACAUUUCAUUUUUAUAUCUUUGAUAUUUGAUAGAUUUGUCUAUAUUUAGAGUGUUGGCACUUUCCAUAUAUAUAUAUAUAUAUAUGAGGUUCACUGUGUUUUGGUAUAAAAAGUGUAAAUCAAAUGCCACUAUAUAUUUAUUUGUAUGUCGUGUUUUAAAGACUGAUUUAUGUAAAACAUAUUGUGGGAAAGAGCCAAGAUGAUUGUUAUUUUUAAAUAUAUUGUUUUAUUUUUGUGCUGUCUCUGCGAAAUUUCCUUAAAUAUAAUUCUGUCACAUUAAUACUUGUGCAUUGUGAAAUAAAUUAGUGCAGCCACUGAGGCAGAACACAGGUGUUACGUCAGGGUUAAGUGGCCCUUAAUACCGAUCACACCGAUGUGGUGAAAACUCACUUUUUAAAUGGAAAGUGUUUUUUUUCCUCAGUUAUUGACCACUAUAGCUAAUGAUAGUAUUGAAUUCUGUGGGGCAGAAGGAACAAUGAUUGGUUUAGAGAGAUAACCAAUCAAAUUGUAGAGGAGGUGGGUCCAACCAAAUAGAUGUCUUGGUCCUGCCAGCUCUACUUGCUUGCACACACCUCUACAAUCUGAUUGGUUAUCUCUCUAAACCAAUCAUUGUUCCUUCUGCCCUCAGAACAUUUCUGUAUAAGUAAAACUCCCAAGAGCAGUUCACACAUCUGUGUUCCUGCCGAGUUAAAUCUGGGUUAAACGGAUUUAAACGGCGGAAUUUGACCAGCCCCUUGCUGUCUUCAGGUUCAACUUAUGAAAUAACAAAUCGAGCCCCCAAGCUCUUCCCUUCAUGUGCACAAAGCGGCUUUUAUGGUUUGAGUUGUUGGGUUUGUGCUAAACACACAAAACAUAAGCACAUAACUUGACCUGAAUUUCUUCUGUAAAUAGCUGACUUUAUGAUAUUAAAUGUAAAAUAUAUGUCAGGUGCGUGAACAGUCAGUCAGUGAAGGGUCCCUGUCAGGUGGAUUAGAUUUUUUCUUUGACAUUUUCUGUUCCUGUACUUCUUGUUUACCAAAUAUUAAAAGACUGCAGAAAAUAAAAAAGCUGAUUCUUAGUAAGUCACAUUGGGUUUUUCUGUCUGUCAUGUGACAAUAGUCAUGUGACAAUAGUCAUGUGACAAUAGUCAUGUGACANGUCAUGUGACAAUAGUCAUGUGACAAUAGUCAUGUGACAAUAGUCAUGUGACAGACAGAAAAAAGCUGAUUCUUAGUUAAUUGACGUUGGGUUUUUCUUUCUGUCAUAUGACUUGUCACAUGACUACUGUGACAUAACUUCUGUAUCCAUGUUAAUUGGUGUUUAGUACGACGCUUGCAGAUGUUUGUGCAAUAAAACAGAG